This is a messenger RNA of Mauremys mutica (yellowpond turtle), 6961 nucleotides long. RefSeq names its product bone morphogenetic protein receptor type 2 (gene BMPR2). The coding region runs from base 937 to 4065 and encodes 1042 amino acids. Gene Ontology annotation, molecular function: transforming growth factor beta receptor activity; ATP binding. The transcript has 13 exons. Lineage: Eukaryota; Metazoa; Chordata; Testudines; Geoemydidae. Gene Ontology annotation, cellular component: signaling receptor complex; plasma membrane. The record is from RefSeq and is a predicted model, not a curated record. Gene Ontology annotation, biological process: protein phosphorylation; BMP signaling pathway; cellular response to growth factor stimulus.
GCCGAGCCUGUCUGCGGAGGGCGAGGGCAGGGACCAGGAGCUGCCGCGUGCGGGAGUCAGCCCGUGGGGAGGCGCCGGGCUCCGCUCCCGCCCCGGGGGUACCCCACAGCCCGGGGCCGCCGGCUGGAGCCCCGGAACGCCCAUCGCGGGCUCUCUCUCUCUCUCUCUACGCCGAGCGGAGCGGGGCGGGAAGGGGCGAGGAGGAGGCGGAAGGCGGAGGGAGCGGGGCCUCUGUCGCCCUCCCGGCCGGCUGCGCGCAGGAACUGGCGCCUGAUCCAUUGCUUCGCUGGAGGCACCCGGGCGGGCGGGCGCCCUCCCUUUCGGAGCGGCCAGGGCUGCGCCCGCGUCCUGUGCGGCUGUAGACACCAGAUGGGCCCAGGCGCAGCCUGUGGAUGGAAGUGACUGAGGGGACCUCGCCUCGUUAAGAGACACGCAGAGGCCGAAGGAAGGACCGGGACCGUCCGCGGGAUGGGAUGCCUCCCUGACCCCCGUCGUCUUCCCAGCUUGUCCCGCGUGCCCAGGGCCGAGUGAGGAGGCGCCAGAGGUGACCGUGGCUAUCCAUUUCCCCGCCUCACCCCUGGAUAUGUUUCAUGCUCAACCUGGAUGCUUCUUUGAUAUCGUGAAGUUGCGUGGGAAAUAAUCUGGGUUUCCGGUGUGACCGCAAGAAUAGCUGCUCACCCAGGGGAAGGGAAAUGCAUCCUGGUUUGGAGACAAAACCUCCCUUUCCUAUAAUCGUUAGAAAGAAGAGGAGCCAAGUUCCGAGGCAUGAAGAUAGAUGUGUGUAAUGGAGUAAGACCUCAGACAGCUCCUGUCAUCUGCCGUUUGCCCUUCCAGACUGGAUUGUGAUUCAAGCGAGUUUUAAGAUUGUUUAAAGGGAGAAAAAUCCUCCUUUCGGUAUUUUUUUUUCUUCUGCCUCCUUCUUUGGCUUCCUCAGGUAUGAGUGCCUCGCUGCAGCACCUUUUGCUGGUGCUCUUGCUCUCCAAUGCCACCCUGCUGCUCAGCACUGCGGCUGCUACCCAGAGUGAGGAGCGGUUGUGUGCAUUUAAGGACCCAUAUCAACAGGACCAUGGAAUCAGUGAGAAUCGAAUCUCUCAGGAGAAUGGCACAAUUUUAUGUGUGAAAGGCACCUCCUGCUAUGGACUUUGGGAAAAAACACGAGAAGGAGACAUACAUCUUGUAAAACAAGGAUGCUGGUCUCACAUAGGAGACCUACAGGAGUGUCAGUAUGAGGAGUGUAUAGUAACAACCACCCCUUCCUUGAUUCAGAAUGGAACGUAUCGCUUCUGCUGCUGCAGCACUGACUUGUGUAAUGUCAACUUCACUGAAAACUUUCCUCCUCCUGACCCAACGGAUACACCACUUUUCAAUUCAUCUAAUUCUUUUCAUCGAGAUGAAACUAUUGUUAUUGCCUUGGCUUCAGUCUCUGUAUUAGCUGUUUUGAUUGCUGCUAUAUUCUUUGGAUAUAGGAUGCUUGCAGGGGACCGUAAGCAAGGUCUACACAGUAUGAACAUGAUGGAGGCAGCAGCAUCAGAGCCCUCACUAGACCUGGAUAAUCUAAAAUUGCUAGAACUGAUUGGCCGGGGGCGAUAUGGAGCUGUGUAUAAAGGUUCCCUAGAUGAGCAUCCAGUGGCUGUAAAAGUAUUUUCCUUUGCUAACCGCCAGAACUUUAUCAACGAGAGGAACAUUUACAGAGUCCCACUGAUGGAGCAUGACAAUAUUGCCCGAUUCAUUGUGGGCGAUGAGCGAUUCACUGCAGAUGGACGUAUGGAAUAUUUGUUGGUGAUGGAAUAUUAUCCCAAUGGUUCUUUGUGCAAGUAUUUGAGUCUUCACACCAGCGACUGGGUGAGCUCCUGUCGUUUGGCGCAUUCGGUAACAAGGGGCCUGGCAUACCUUCACACAGAGUUACCUCGAGGAGACCAUUAUAAACCUGCAAUUUCCCAUCGCGACUUGAACAGCCGUAAUGUAUUGGUGAAGAAUGAUGGAACAUGUGUAAUUAGUGAUUUUGGAUUAUCCAUGAGAUUAACUGGAAAUCGACUGGUACGUCCGGGUGAGGAGGACAAUGCAGCCAUUAGUGAGGUUGGUACAAUCCGCUAUAUGGCUCCUGAAGUGCUAGAAGGAGCAGUGAACUUGAGGGACUGUGAAUCUGCUCUGAAACAAGUAGAUAUGUAUGCACUAGGCCUUAUCUACUGGGAGAUCUUCAUGAGAUGCACAGACCUCUUCCCAGGGGAGUCGGUGCCAGAGUACCAGAUGGCAUUCCAGGCAGAAGUUGGAAACCAUCCCACUUUUGAAGAUAUGCAAGUACUGGUAUCUAGGGAGAAGCAACGACCAAAAUUCCCAGAAGCUUGGAAAGAGAACAGUCUGGCUGUGAGGUCCCUUAAAGAGACAAUCGAAGACUGUUGGGACCAAGAUGCUGAAGCUCGACUGACAGCCCAGUGUGCUGAAGAGAGGAUGGCUGAACUCAUGAUGAUUUGGGAGAGGAACAAAUCAGUCAGCCCAACAGUCAAUCCUAUGUCUACUGCCAUGCAGAAUGAGCGCAACCUGUCACAUCACAGGCGUGUGCCAAAAAUCAGGCCAUAUCCAGAUUACUCUUCUUCCUCUUAUAUUGAAGACUCAAUCCACCACACUGACAGUAUAGUGAAGAACAUUUCUUCUGAGCAUUCAGUGUCCACUACACCAUUGACUUCAGGGGAGAAGAACAGAAACUCCAUUAACUAUGAACGACAGCAAGCACAGGCUCGCAUCCCUAGCCCUGAGACUAGUGUCACCAGUUUGUCCACCAACACAACUACCACCAACACAACUGGCCUCACGCCUAGCACUGGCAUGACUACCAUCUCUGAGAUGCCUUACUCAGAUGAAACAAACCUCCAUGCUACAAAUGUCAUGCAGCCUGUUGGACCAACUCCUGUUUGUCUGCAGCUAACAGAGGAGGACUUAGAAACCAACAAGCUGGAUCCAAAAGAAGUAGAUAAGAACCUAAAGGAGAGCUCUGAUGAGAAUCUGAUGGAGCAUUCCCUUAAACAGUUCAGUGGACCAGAUCCACUCAGCAGCACCAGCUCCAGCUUGCUUUACCCACUGAUCAAACUUGCAGCAGAGGUGACAGGACAGCAGGACUUCACACAAGCUGGGAAUGGUCAAGCAUGUUUGAUUCCAGAUGUCCCAUCUACUCAGGUCUACCCUCUUCCCAAGCAGCAGAACCUUCCGAAGAGGCCUACUAGUCUACCUUUAAACACCAAAAAUUCAACAAAGGAGCCACGACUGAAAUUUGGUGGGAAGCACAAAUCAAACUUGAAGCAAGUGGAAACUGGAGUUGCCAAGAUGAACACGAUCAACGCUGCAGAACCUCAUGUGGUAACAGUUACCAUGAAUGGAGUGGCCGGGAGGAGCCAAAGCAUAAACUCGCAUGGUGUAACAACCCAAUAUGCCAAUGGUGCAGUGCCAUCUGGCCAGACAACCAGUUCAGUGGCACACAGGGCCCAGGAAAUGCUGCAGAAUCAGUUCAGUGGAGAGGACAGUCGGCUGAAUAUUAACUCAAGCCCCGAUGAGCAUGAACCUUUACUGAGACGGGAGCAGCAAGUUGGCCAAGAUGAAGGUGUUUUGGAUCGUCUAGUGGACAGGAGAGAGCGACCGCUGGAUAAUGGCCGAACAAACGCCAAUAACAACAACAGUAAUUCAUGUCCAAUGCAAGACGUUACUACACUUGGCACCCAGAGAAUGACAACAUAUCCUGGGCAGACCCAGACUAGAAGAGCACAGAGGCCUAAUUCACUAGAUCUAUCGGCCACAAAUUCUUUGGACAGCAGUAGCUUGCAGUUAGGUGACUCAUCACAAGAUGGCAAACCGGGCUCAGGAGAAAAGAUCAAGAAACGUGUGAAAACUCCAUAUUCACUUAAGCGGUGGCGCCCUUCAACAUGGGUCAUCUCCACUGAACCACUGGACUGCGAGGUGAACAACAAUGGCAGUGACAGGGCAGUCCACUCUAAAUCCAACACUGCUGUUUACCUGGCAGACGGAGGUACUGCCACAACAAUGGUGUCUAAGGAUGCAGGAGUGAACUGCCUGUGAAAUAUUUUAAAAGCCGACAAAAUGACAUUUUUGCAUUAUUUGAAACAAACAUGCAGAAGACAUUUUAAAAAACUGCUUUCUCCUCCUGUCAGCACCCCCUGCCAAGAACUCGCUUUAAAUAGAUUUCAGCUAUGCAGAAAUUUUUUAGCUUAUGCUUCCAUAUUUUUUGUUUCAUUUUUUUAACGUUUUUGCACUUUUAUUUAGUAUCGCUAAAGUUAAGUCUGUCUGUUUUUGACCACAGAAUUAUAUAUAUGUGUAUCAAAAAUGUGGUCUCAAAAUAUUUUUUUAAAAAAAAUAACAAAAAAAUGUAUUGCUGAUAAUCAGUUUGGACCAGUUCCUAAAGGUCACUAAAAACAUAAGCAGACUAUAAGACAGGUUUGACUGCAGUGGUGUCUUGUACCCAUGUUUUGAUUUCUGUGCACAAGUUAAUUAGUAUGUUUCUAUGUUACAGAGUGUAUUAUCUUUUGAACGCCCUACUUUUCUUGUGUUAUGUUGAAAUGUGCAAUAGUCUAUAGUUCACAGUAUGCUUUAUUGGAAAGUGUGUUUAUAAAACUGCCACACAUUCUCCCCCUAUUCGUAUUUGUUAAUUUUUUUCCUGACAGUUUGGCAGUCGGUCAUUAAUGACAGUGAACUUUGCACACCAUAGCCAGCUUGAAGCAGCUGCCUAUAUCUAUCAAUGAGCUCUAAGAUUAUAAUGGAAAAUGCAUGAAUUUUCCCCACCUUGAAAGGACUUUUAAAAGGAACAAACAAAAUAUGAUUUCAGCUGCCUUUCUUUUCAACCUUCCAUAUCUUAACCAGUUUCCUUCAUAGGAGACAUAACACUGGAAGGGGAAGCUUUAAGCAAGACAGUGUUGAACAAAAUGUGAGGAAACAAAGUAAGUCUGCCAUUUUUCCAUUUGAUUUUUGCUGCAGUUUCAGAGUUUGUAUUUAUGAACAUUUUUUAUUGAUUGCUAUUAAUGUGUAUUUAUCAGAAAUCCUAAUGAACUGUCCUACUAAGAUCUUGAAUAUAAGUAGGUUGCAUUUUGUUACUUACAAGAGAAAAAAGCCUGACUUAUGAUUGACACAAAACAGUCAUGUGAUGAGCAGCUAAGCGUCUAUUAAAUACCUCUGCAGAGGUAAAUAUUGAGGUCUGGAGCCAUGUCCAUCAAAUUGCAUAUGCAAGUAUGUUUAUCCUAAUUGGCGGCAGCUGAGUUAAGUAAAAACUAGUUUUCUUAGAGUUUUGUAUAGACCUCUUAAUUCAUCUUGCUAUUAGAAUUUUAAACAUACACUUUUAAAAGUUAUGGCCAUGUGGAGAGAUUUCAAUUUUUUAUGGUGAAAACACUCAGAACGUAUGUAACACUACAUACAUUGACUUCAUGUAUUGUGACCAUUAAUCCCUUGAGGUGAGUGACCACAACUUCUUCCCAGGGUAAUAGAACUUGUUGUCUAUUUAAAAAGAAGUAAUUACGUCCUUACUGGCCAUUCCAACCACAUGAGGCCUUUGUCUCAAGAGUGAUUAUUUACCCUGCUGAAAUAAAUUUAAUAAGAAGUAAUUAGCUAAAAAAUUGAAGUAUCUAGCGUAGUGUGGCACUGAGCAAAGCUUUGUAGCUGUAUUUGAAAAUGGCUCAUGUUCGAACACCUUAAACUGUGGAAAAAUGAUUCCGUCAGCAUGCCAAAUCCCUAUGGCAGGAUGCUGGCAGUCAAGAUUUGCCACCAAACUUGCCUUUUUUCAGCUGACUGAAUCUGAUUUUCUGUCCUUUCAAGACCAUUCAUUUCCUUGAUAUUGCUCUGGUACAAUCUUUCCCCAUAAGGUAACUUUUUCUAACUCUCUUUGAGCCUCUGAUGAUUACCUGCCAUAUGUAAUAUAUGGCCUUCCAUAUCUGACUCUGUUUCCAAGCUUCCUUGUUUGCAUUCCUGUCUCUCUCUGGCAUCUUAUCCUGCUUCCUAAAUGCUGUAGGCCAGAUUCUGCUGUCAGAUACACCAGUAUAAAUCCAGAGUUACUCUGUUAUUAUACUGGUGUAACUGAAAUCAGACUCUGGCCCAGUGUAGUUGCAGGAGUGUAAAUCAGGGCAGAAUUUGGCCUCCAGCUCUUUAAGCACUGGCCAGGUCCUUACACACAAAUAAAGGCCCCUGCUUUUCUCUUAGGCACAACUCUGUUAACCUAAUGUAUAAAUAUACAGCUGCUUCUCUUUAUGUUGCUAAAAAAUUUUCUCCAUUUUAUUUUCAGUUCUUUCUCCUGCUUGCCAUCUGCUGCAAUCUUACAUCCCAGAUAUUGAAAACUUGCCACUUGUUCAGUUGGCUUGCAUUACACGCCGGUCUGAAUUCUUGGCACUAUAGUCAUAAUAUUGCCUGUGCUUUUUGUUUCUUUUGGGGUUUACCUUCACUUGAAAUUCUUCACACUUUUUGGGUCUAUGUGUGAAUUUCUGGAGUACAAUACUACUUUGUUUUUUGCAACAAUCACGAUAUCACGUGCAUAAUGAAGAUUGCUCACAUCUCUUCUAGUGACUUUUUGCUUUGCCUUAAGUGUAACCUUUAUCAUCGUUUCAGAGUGUUAGUUUAAAAAACAUCUGUAAAACACUCUGUGACAGUUCUCAGGGCACCCAGGACUGUCUCUCUCCUUGGUUACCCCCUACCUCCAGCAAGAGGAAGUCUUUCUUAUGGUAGCUAGGUGUCAGCUCCUUGACACCAUGAGCCUUUCAGCCACUCACGCACUCUUCUCUGAGCUAUGCCAGCCCUAACUUCACCUUGCACCCCAACCCCUGAGUCCUUUUGAAUUAUUCCCCUGCGACAUCCAGCCCCUAACGUUAGCUAGGGCAGGUCUACACUACAGGGGAAAAUCGAUAUAAGAUACGCAACUUCAGCUACGUGAAUAACCUAGCUGAAGUCGAAGUAUCUUAUAUCGAAUUACCUACCGUCC